UUGCAGAGAUUAAAACAAUGAGAGAAUGAAUCUCUUACCUCCUAUACUUCGACCCAUCUGCUACUUCACUCUCAAACCCCCGUGGCGGCGCCAUUUCAGCACCUGCUCGGAGGCCUCCGUCACUGCCAAUGAGCUCCUCACUAUCCUCGAAACAGUCAACGGUAUGGAGGACGCCCUGGAGCCCUUGGCCCCCAAGCUCUCCAGUGACGUAGUGAGAUCAGUGAUUCGAGAACGGGUGAACCCACAACUGGCUUUUCGUUUCUUCAUCUGGGCAACCAAUAGAAUGAAGCUUUGCAGCCGAAUGUCUCAGAAUUCGGUGAUUGACAUGCUUGUCAGGGACGAUGCCUUUGAACUCUAUUGGAGAACGCUGGAGCAGAUAAGUGAAUACGGGUUUCCGAUUGGUUCUGAUGCCUUUGCUGUGCUGAUCAAUGGCUAUGACAAACUGGACAGGGUUGAAAAGGCUGUGGAGACGUUCGCCCGGAUGAAAGAUUUCAAUUGUAAGCCUAAUGUCUCUACUUACAAUUCGAUACUGCAUGUUUUGGUGCGAAAAGAAGUGUUUUUGUUAGCUUUAGCUGUAUAUAACCAGAUGUUGAAGUCGAAUAAUAGGCCUACUAGAAAUACAUAUGGAAUUUUGAUUGAUGGGUUUUGCAAGACAAUGCAAACCCAGGACGCGCUCCAAAUGUUUGACGAAAUGACCCAGAGAGGCAUGGCACCCAAUACCGUAACUUAUACUAUUGUUGUUUCUGGCUUGUGCCAGGCAAAGAGGACCGAUGAGGCGCAUAGGUUGGUUAAUAUGAUGAAGGGAAGUGGGUGCUCUCCAGAUUUGAUUACUUACCAUGCUUUACUUGAUGGUUAUUGUAAGACAGGUAGAAUUGGUGAUGCUUAUGCGCUCCUCAGGUCAUUUGAGAGGGAUGGUUAUGUUCUUGGACUCAAUGGAUAUACUUGUUUGAUUCAAGGUUUAUUUAAAGCUAGGAGAUUUGAUGAAGCACAUGGGUGGUAUAGAAAAAUGAUCAAGGAGGGCAUUGAGCCUGAUAACGUCUUGUGUACUAUAAUAAUUCAGGGAUUAUCAGAUGCUGGCAGAGUUCACGAUGCUUUGAGUUUCUUGAGUGAGAUGAGCGAGAAAGGUUUGGUUCCAGAUGCCUACUGUUAUAAUGCUGUCAUUAAAGGGUUCUGUGAUUUGGGUCUUUUGGAUGAAGCUCGGUCUCUUCAUCUUGAGGUCUCAAAGCAAGAUUGCUUCCCUAAUGCCUGCACAUACACCAUUCUCAUUUGUGGUAUGUGCAAGAACGGGCUGGUAGGGGAGGCUCAACAAUUAUUCAAUGAGAUGGAGAAGCUUGGAUGUGUUCCUACUGUUGCAACCUUCAAUGCUCUUAUUGAUGGACUUUGUAAGGCUUCUCUGCUUGACGAAGCACACUUACUAUUCUACAAGAUGGAGAUAGGACGAAACCCUUCAUUAUUUCUUCGUCUUUCUCAAGGAGUUGAUCGGGUUACCGACAGUACCAGUCUUCAAACAAAAGUUGAGCAAUUGUGUGAGUCAGGAUUGAUUCUUCAGGCUUACAAACUUCUAAUGAAGCUAGCUAAUAGUGGGGUUACGCCUGACAUCAUCACUUACAACAUUCUAAUCAAUGGGUUUUGCAAGGAUGGUAACAUAAAUGGUGCUUUUAAGCUCUUCAAGGAUAUGCAACUGAAAGGGCUCUCCCCAGAUUCUGUUACAUAUGGAACACUUAUAGAUGGACUUCAAAGGGUUGACAGAGAAGAGGAUGCCUUUGUGGUCUUUGACCAAAUGGUGAAGAAUGGGUGCACGCCUAGCUCUGCAGUUUACAAAGCACUGAUGACUUGGUCUUGCAGAAAACAGAAGGUUUCUUUGGCUUUUAGUCUUUGGUUGAAGUAUCUGAGAAACCUUCCUAGCAGAGAAGAGGAAGAAAUCAAAGCAAUAGAGGAGAACUUUAAGGAAGGAAAAAUUGAGAAGGCAAUCAGAGGCUUGCUUGAAAUGGAUAUAAAGUUCAAAGAGUUUAAUUUAGCACCAUGCACCAUUUUGCUUAUUGGUAUGUGUCAGGUGAGAAGAGUACAUGAAGCUUUGAGAAUAUUUUCUGUUCUUGAUGAGUACAAAGUCACUGUCACUCCACCAAGUUGUGUGCACUUGAUCAGUGGUCUCUGCAAAGAAGGGAAUUUGGACCUGGCAAUAGGUGUUUUCAUUUAUACUCUGGAGAAGGGUUUUAUGUUAAUGCCAGAAAUAUGCAACACGCUGCUCAAAUGUCUUCUUCGUUCCCAAGACAAAAAGGAUCAUGCCCUUGACCUCGUUAGCAGGAUGAGAUCUUUAGGAUAUGAUCUCGAUUCUUAUCUUCAGCAAACUACAAAGUUUCUUCUACAAUGUCACGGGAACUAAAGAGAAAUGGAAACUGUCUCUUGGAUAAUUUUUGCUCAUGUCUGGCACUGAGGAGCUACUUUGGUCCUGAGCCUGCAAUUGCUUGUGGGUUUGAUUUUUACUGACAAGAUGUACCACAUGUAUCUUUUCAAGCUUCUGGAGUUGUUCAAUUGUAGCUCCCGUCUGUGGAGAAAAGGGUAAACUACAAAUAUAAAAACAAAUAAACAAGCAGCAUUUUUCGUGUUAUUGAUAUAUUCCUUUCGCUUAUGUCUACAUAUGUAACACCUUAUGUAUCGUUUCAAGUGCUAUAUUGAAUUUAUUGAUCAUUAUUUGAUGUGGCAAAUAGAUAAUUACUUGAGAGACCGGCACAUUUGUUUAAUGCGUAUACUUUUUUAAUACUUAAGCUUUCACCAAGCGCCCUAUUCAUGAAUAAAGGCUUUUUUUUUUUUUUUAUUUUUUAUCUUUCUUCACGCUGUUUCAGUCUAUUUAAUUAACCUAAGCAUACUUGUAUGUAUGUGUGUACUGUGUAGUUAUGUGUUUGCAGAUAUGCCUGUGUUAUGUGAGGACCGUGUGUUCCACUUGUUUAACCUGAGUUGUCACAAUCCUGUCGACUUGGUGUGAAAGGUAGCAGGCUGAGAAGGCCUGUGCUAGGUUAUAUAAUAGAUGGGUCUGUGAUAUGUUUCUCUAUCUUGGUCGACCCUUAAUUUUUCUACCCUUGCACAACUGCACUAAGAUUUCUGUUUAAUUAAUAUAUGUUGCGCUGUUUUAUUUUUAUUCUUUUUGCAACAUGGUGAGCAUGAUAUUGUGUUGAUCCCAUCUAUAUGUUUACAUAGGCAUACUUGUUCUGCUUAACAAGGAAGUCAACAGAAAUUUGAUCGUUUUGGUUUUCCUUUCUUUCUUUCUGCUUAGACAUAGUUUCUCUUUUGCAUUUUUCAAGUUUCUUCCCUGAUAUGAUUGGUGAUUUUUGUUUCAGCAGUCCAAAAAAGCCAAGGAAACAUUUCACCUGAUCAUUCUAUGAUUUCUCAGGAACUUGUGUUAUUUUUUGUUUUCCGGAUAAACCAAGGAGCAAGUUUAUUUGCUGAUAGUCAUGCCAUCAACAAGAGUAUUGCCGGGUUUUCAGUUUCUCAUUUUUAGACUAGAAUUAUGCAUGGUAACUUGACUUGUUCUCAGUGGUUCUCUAAGAUUGACUUGCCAAGUGACUUGAUAUAUCUUGGUACGUAGUAUGGAGUUUAUUUAGUUCAAGUUUGACUUUUCUGGAACCUAUGAAUUUCGAGCAAUUACAUCCCUCUUAUUCUGGGCUUAUGGAAGCAUAAUUUUUUUGCAAACCAUUGCUUUCUAUAUUGCAUUGAUUGUCAGCUUAUGGAUAUGCACUGCAUCUGGUAUGGAAUUUCUCAUUUUUCAGUUAUGUUCUCGGGUUGGACAGAAUGCAUUGCCUUGCUACCCUAAUUGUCCUAAGUGGUGCAGCAGCAGUAUGUUUAGUGUGUUAAAGAGACUUGUUAAAGCAUCUUUGAGUUUCUGUAACCAUUGUAGGUGCAAUUUAAUUGUAAUUAAGUGGACGUAUUGAUGUGUAAAAUUAAAUAUUCUAUUCUCAUUUAUUUCCAUGGACAGUUUUCUACUGAUUGUCUUUAUAUCUAUUGCUUAUCUCAGGUUUGCUCCUCGCUGGCAUGCUUCUCUUUCGAGUCUCUCUUUUCACACCCAAGUUUCUACUUGGGGUUCUUUUAUUGCCCAGGUUGGAAGGAUCACACAGGAGCAGCCGUUGCUAUAUUGGAUAAAUGAAUGGUGAAGAACAACAAAGCAGCAGUCACUGAAGUCUUAUUUCAACGGCAGUGUCAUACUAAGGAAGAUGUCUUCACCCAGGAGAGUUUCCGGAUAAGGAUUGAUUUUUUGCCACUGGGAAAAUGUUGGCAAACGAGAGCUAUUCCAGCAAUUCUAGCAAGUUAUCAUGGAUAUGCAGGACACCAAGAAACUUGGCAGGAAGUCUGUUAGCAGUGAACUUUUGUAGUUAGGAGGGUGUUAGUUUUGGCAGAAGAAGCCUAGCUGCAAACCAAGCUACAAGGGCGAGUUCCAUGUUUUCUUAACAAUCCUUGUAAGAUUCGGUUUCAUAAUUCGUGAAGGCUGAAGCUCAUCAAGUAAAGAAAACAGAGGAAUACUGAAGCAUGCUCAGGACAAUUGCUUGCUGAAUCGGCAUGUAUGUGAUAAAUGUAUACCUAGGACAAACUAUCUUAUGAACUACUGAGCAAAUGCAUCGUCAGAGCAAGAUUAUAGUUUUCUCAAUUGAAUUGUAGGUAGGUCGAAGAGAGCAACUUACAUGUCACAUGUCACACGGCUUUUGCCUAUCUCUCCUCGUUACGUGCCACCACGUGGAGAAAUUUAGCAACUUUAUACUACUUUUUGUAUGCACAUUGGAUUAUUGAAUUGAAUCUCAUGACCCAAAACAAGCUGAGGGAAUGAGUCCUGAAAGCUGACCCACCUUUUGUACUACUUUUUGUCUGUGCCCUUUGCUACUCGACUCUUGAGGGUGCGGUUUCCUUACAUGGAGACAUUUUGUGGUCCGGAACCCGGUGUUUCCUAGUGAUGAAGAGACAAACAACACCCCAGCCCCCUCUCACAUGUCCCUGUGCCGGGUUCUGCACACAAAACUCUCCACAUGAGAGCUUAAGGAGUGUUUAAUUUGAGUUCAAUAGGUGAUUAUGAAUCUUUUAACCGUGAUGUUUUUUGUCGAUCUUUUACCUAGUACAUCAUUGUUGUAGCGUCUUGUGCUAAUCAUAAAAUUACAUAUAAUUUUUUUU
Molecule: messenger RNA, 5151 nt
Organism: Pyrus x bretschneideri (Chinese white pear)
Lineage: Eukaryota; Viridiplantae; Streptophyta; Magnoliopsida; Rosales; Rosaceae
Product: pentatricopeptide repeat-containing protein At1g79540
Exons: 4
Coding region: 26-2383 (785 amino acids)
Molecular function (GO): protein binding
Source: RefSeq, a predicted model, not a curated record